Equus quagga is the source of this 885-nucleotide messenger RNA. It is a transcript of the gene MRPS26, whose product is annotated as mitochondrial ribosomal protein S26. The transcript has 4 exons. The record is from RefSeq and is a predicted model, not a curated record. Gene Ontology annotation, cellular component: mitochondrial small ribosomal subunit. Lineage: Eukaryota; Metazoa; Chordata; Mammalia; Perissodactyla; Equidae. The coding region runs from base 156 to 785 and encodes 209 amino acids.
GCGGCUGCAGACCCGCAGGCUCGCAACCUGCGCCGCUAGCUCCAGAGGGUGGGGGUGGGAGUGAGUAGCCUGCGGACUACACGUUCCGUGCUGCCCUGCGGCCGCUUCCGGCCCCCGUGAUACUCUGCGGCACGCGGACUCGGACGGCCUCGGUCAUGCUGCGCGCGCUGAGCGUUUUGGGCGCGCGGCCCCGGUGCCGGGCCCCGUGCCAGCCCCCGGCCCUGCUGCUGCUACCCGCGCGCGGCCGCAAGACCCGCCACGACCCGCCGGCCAAGUCCAAGGUCGGACGCGUGGCGACCCCGCCCGCAGUGGAUCCUGCGGAGUUCUUCGUGCUGACGGAGCGUUACCGGCAGUACCGCCAAACCGUGCGCGCCCUCAGGCUGGAGUUCGUGUCCGAGGUGCGGAGGAAGCAGCACGAGGCCCGGGCCGGGGUCCUGGCAGAGCGCAAGGCGCUGGAGGAGGCCGCUGAGCACCGCGAGCUGAUGGCCUGGAACCGGGCGGAGAACCAGCGGCUGCAGGAGCUGCGGAUAGCGAGGCUGCGGCAGGAGGCGCGGGAGCAGGAGCAGCGGCGGGCGGAGGAGAAGGCCCGCCAGGCCCGGGAGGCGCAGGCCUGGGCGCAGCUCAAGGAGCAGGAAGUGCUGCAGCUGCAGGAGGAGGCGAAAACCUUCAUCACCCGGGAAAACCUGGAGGCGCGGGUGCAAGAAGCAUUGGACUCUCCGAAGAGCUACAACUGGGCCAUCACCAGAGAAGGGCUGGUGGUCAGGCCGAAGCACAAGGGCUCCUAAGGGCCCAGUAAAGACAGUGCCCAUCCAAGGACCAUGCAUGUAAGGGGUAGGAGGGUUGGGCCUGAUCUGGAAUAAAGCAGUUGGUGUUUCCCAUGCAGAA